CUUCUAUUACGGAGUACCUCGUCUUCUUCCCUCUCCCUUGUCCAUCCUGCGAUCCAUGCAACAUUCGUGAUCCUUGAAUGGCUACACGAUAUUAUCACCUCCCAGAUUGCUACCCGCCACCCGCUCUCUCUCUCCUCUCCGUCUCCGAGUCUCCACUCUAAUCACUACUCCCGCCUAACUGUCCAACCCCAAAUUGGUCUGAGAGGUGGGACAAAACUGCUCGACCCAUGCUGCAACUUGUGAGAACCUGCGCAACCCACGAGCCGAGAUCCUGGAUACCUGCUAUGUCUAGGCAAGGGUAGAUGGGCUGCUGGAGCUAUCCCAAUUAGCACGUCAUGGCCCGCGCCUCCAGCCUGAAGCUUAAGAAGCUCCCGCAGCUGCCUUUAAGCUUCGAGCCUCAAGCUUCUUUACUCCUCGUCUUGAGCUUGAGUACAGCGCCCAAUUGAGCUAAACAUGGCCAUGCGUGCGUGUUUCGUUGCCGCCAGCUUCUUGCUUGGCUCGGCCAAAGCUAUCACCCCCGAGGGUCUGCUUGCUGCUCCUCGCAGAGGCACCGCCAACUUGAACCCUAGUGGCGAAUGGGCUCUUUUCACCUCCACGUCCUACAACUGGACUACCCACAAGUCCAAGACUACGUGGCAGCUCCUCAACGUCGAGAGCGGCAACAUCACUGUGGCCCCCUUUGACGCCGAGGUCUCCGAGGUUGUCUGGGUUGGUGACACCGACACCAGCAUCCUCUACAUCAACGGCACGAACGAUGAGGUUCCCGGAGGUGUCACCCUCUACACCGCUGACAUUGGUGCCGAAGAGUUCUCCCCAUCUCUCGUCGCUUCGCUUGAAGCACCCUUCCAGGGUCUCAAGGCUGUCAAGAAGGAGAACGGUGACAUCAGCUUCGCUGUUAACACUCUUGCCUACGCCAACAACGGCUCUGCGUACAACCCAGAGCUUGCCACCGUCCCAUUGAGCACCGGCCAGCUCUAUGACAACAUCUAUGUCCGCCACUGGGAUGUCUACAUUGCCCACGAAAGAUAUGCUGUCUUUGGUGGAUCUCUCGUCAAGGGUGACAAGGGACUCAGCUUCGACGGAAACGUCACCAACCUUCUCUUGGGUAUCAAUGCUACUGUUACCCGUCCUGAGACCCCCGUGCAGCCAUUCGGCGACCAGGGUGAUUAUGAUAUUAGCCCCGAUGGCAACACUGUUGCUUUCCUCACCAAGGCUCCCGAGCUCCCCAAGGCAAACUUCACUGCCAGCUACAUCUACCUUGUUCCCAUCGACGGUUCUGAGGCACCUGUUGCCGUCAACGGCCCCGGCUCUUCCGCCCCUGAGGCCGCCAAGGGUGCCUCUGGUGCUCCCCACUGGUCCCACGAUGGCAAGAAGCUCGCAUACAUCCAGCAGGAUGGUAUCUCAUACGAGUCCGACCGCUACAAGCUCUACGUAGCCGAGGUCGAUGGUCUCAACUCCAAGGUCACCCCCGUUGCCGAGAACUGGGACACCAGCGUCUCUACCUUCAAGUGGAGCCCCGAUGAUGUCGAUCUGUGGGUUGCCUCCGAGCUCCACGCCUCUGUCCGUCUUUGGCUCGUCCCCGCUGAUGCCGAGGCUGACUUCAAGCCUGUCAACUUCACCGGACCUGACACCACCUUGGCUGAUUUCGACAUCUUGAAGGAUGGCUCGGCUCUUGUCUCCGCCGCUUCCAGCUGGACCAGCCGUAUCUUCUACAGCCAGUACCCUGGACAGGACAAGAAGGUCAUCUUCACUGCCAACGAGGUCGACCCUGAGUUGGCUGGCCUCUACCCCAACUCCACCUCCAACUUCUGGAUCACCAACAAGGACGGUGACAAGAUCCAGACGUUCGUCUUCUACCCCUCCGACUUUGAUCCCAGCAAGAAGUACCCUCUCGCAUUCGUCAUUCACGGUGGACCUCAGUCCAGCUUGGGCGAUGCAUGGAGCACUCGUUGGAACAUGCGCACCUGGGCUGAUCAGGGCUUCGUUGUCACCUCCACCCAGUUCACCGGUACGCCCAGCUACAGCCAGGAAUUCACCGACAAGAUCCAGAACAACUGGGGUGGAACUCCUUACACUGAUCUCGUUGAGACCUUCGACUACAUCAAGGAGAACAUUGACUACAUUGACACUGACAACGCCAUUGCUGCCGGUGCCAGUUACGGAGGCUACAUGAUCAACUGGGUUCAGGGUCACGAGCUCGGCAGGCGCUUCAAGGCCCUUGUCGGCCACGAUGGCAAGCUCAACCAGGUCGGUUCCUACGGAACUGAGGAGCUCUGGUUCGUCCAGCAGGACCAGAACGGUACCAUCUGGAACGACCGCGAGAACUACGAGAGGUGGGACCCAUUGAACCACGCCGUCAACUUCUCGACCCCUCACUUCGUUGUGCACAACGACCUUGACUACCGUCUGCCCAUCGCUGAGGGUAUCAUGUUGUUCAACAUCCUCCAGAGUCUCGGUGUCCCCUCCCGAUUCCUCCACUUCCCCAACGAGAACCACUGGGUCUUGAACCGCGAGAACAGCUUGGUCUGGCACAAGUCCAUCUUCAACUGGAUCAGGUACUACACUGGCCAGGACAAGGAGUUGAUCCAGGACAUUGUCAUCAAGUCCUAAGCAGAUUUCCUAGCGUGGAGAUGAUGGAUGAAAAUGAACAAAAGAACGUAAUUGUAAUGACAAUCUUUAAUGUAGUAGUAGUACUAGGUAGUAACAACAUAUUGAUGCGACUACCCGCAUGCAUGAUGUAAAUCUAUGCAAGCAAAAGAAAUGUUCUUGAA
Aaosphaeria arxii CBS 175.79 is the source of this 2771-nucleotide messenger RNA. RefSeq names its product dipeptidyl-peptidase-like protein V precursor. The record is from RefSeq and is a predicted model, not a curated record. NCBI's taxonomy places the organism in Eukaryota, Fungi, Ascomycota, Dothideomycetes, Pleosporales. Gene Ontology annotation, molecular function: serine-type endopeptidase activity. The coding region runs from base 454 to 2610 and encodes 718 amino acids. Gene Ontology annotation, biological process: proteolysis. The transcript is spliced from 5 exons.